Molecule: messenger RNA, 1922 nt
Organism: Neogale vison (American mink)
Lineage: Eukaryota; Metazoa; Chordata; Mammalia; Carnivora; Mustelidae
Gene: ORC4
Product: origin recognition complex subunit 4
Exons: 16
Coding region: 164-1348 (394 amino acids)
Biological process (GO): DNA replication; DNA replication initiation
Cellular component (GO): nucleus; nuclear origin of replication recognition complex
Molecular function (GO): ATP binding; DNA replication origin binding; ATP hydrolysis activity
Source: RefSeq, a predicted model, not a curated record
GGGAAUGUCGGGAGUAGUGGUGUACUGUUGGCAGUAGCAGGUGAAGCUGAGCCGACUCCGCGGGUGUUUUGGUGUUUUUUCACACCACUUCAGACUACCAGAACACUGCAUUGGGUAUCACUGAAGGCAACAGCUGCUGCUUAUAUGAUUUCAGUUUGUUAAAAUGAGCAGUCGCAAAUCUAAGAGUAACAACUUAAUACAUGCAGAGUACCUUUCACAGGUACAAGGAAUUUUACGGGAAAGAUUUUGUCAUCAGAGCCCACAUAGUAACUUAUUUGGAGUACAAGUACAAUACAAACACUUAAUUGAGCUGCUAAAAAGAACUGCUAUCCAUGGAGAAAGUAAUUCUGUACUCAUUAUUGGACCCCGAGGAUCAGGAAAAACCACGUUAAUAAACCAUGCUUUGAAAGAACUAAUGGAAGUAGAAGAAGUGAGUGAAAAUAUAUUACAAGUGCACCUAAAUGGACUGCUGCAGAUCAAUGAUAAAAUUGCCCUAAAGGAAAUCACAAGGCAGUUAAAUCUGGAAAAUGUAGUUGGAGAUAAAGUUUUUGGAAGUUUUGCUGAAAACCUUUCAUUUCUUCUGGAAGCUUUAAAAAAAGGUGAUCGGUCUAGUAGUUGCCCAGUGAUCUUCAUAUUAGAUGAAUUUGAUCUUUUUGCUCAUCAUAAAAACCAGACACUCCUCUAUAAUCUGUUUGACAUUUCACAGUCUGCACAGACUCCACUAGCAGUAAUUGGUCUUACAUGUAGAUUGGAUAUUUUGGAACUCUUAGAAAAAAGAGUAAAGUCACGGUUUUCUCACCGGCAGAUACAUUUAAUGAAUUCAUUUGGAUUUCCACAGUAUCUUAAAAUAUUUAAAGAACAAUUAUCUCUACCUGCAGAAUUUCCAGACAAGAUCUUCACUGAGAGGUGGAAUGAGAAUGUUCAGGGUCUCACAGAAGAUAGAAGUGUGCGAGAAGUACUACAAAAGCAUUUCAAUGUCAACAAAAACCUGCGGUCAUUACACAUGCUAUUGAUGCUUGCUUUAAAUCGUGUAACAUCAUCACACCCGUUUAUGACUGCAGCAGAUCUGAUGGAGGCAAACCAGUUGUGUAGCAUGGACUCUAAAGCAAAUAUUGUACAUGGUCUGUCAGUCUUGGAAAUCUGUCUUAUUAUAGCAAUGAAACAUUUAAAUGACAUCUAUGAAGAGGAGCCCUUUAAUUUUCAAAUGGUCUAUAAUGAGUUUCAGAAGUUUGUUCAAAGGAAAGCCCAUUCUGUUUAUAAUUUUGAAAAACCUGUUGUCAUGAAGGCAUUUGAACACUUACAACAAUUAGAAUUAAUAAGGCCCGUGGAAAGGACUUCGGGACUUUAGGAAAUGCCUGGAAAAACAUUCCCGCAAUUAAUGGUAAGUGUGUGGCACUAUUGACUAAACUUACUUGUAUCAAAAAUUGUAAAUCCCUAAAGGCAAUGUAGAAAUAGAAAUGCUCACCUUAUAAAUUUAGGAGUCCAGGAACUAUUUAGGAGUCCAGGUUUAAAAUGAAAUUUAAUAAGCAUUUGCUAAGUGUUAGUGACUUCAUUUAUUUAAGAACAUUUGAUUGUAUAUUGUUUUUAAAAGACAGUCCCUGUCCUUGUGUAUUUCAUAAUCCUUUUAACUAUCAAGUGCCCUGUGAUAUUCAGGGACUGUUAUUUAUUAUUUACAGUUGAGAAAAAACUGACAUACUAGUGGCAGUGUUCAGAAUCACACAGGUAGAGAAUGAUUGACACACUCUGGAAUUCAACUCAGGUUUGACUGUCACCAAAGCCCCACUGUCAAGAGUUUAAAUUCCUUAACAGGUUCUUGCCAUACGUUUUUUUUUAAGUAUGCUCUAAGAAAUUAUUCACCAGGUUUUUUAAGAAGUGUCAGGUAUAGAAUGGACUAUAAUAUUUCUGUGUGUAAAAAGUAGCUC